AUGAGCGAUUCAACAAAAUCCGAUAAUAUUCCACCUCCUACAAACGCUCCUAAAUGGUACGUCCAAGCCGGAGAAAACGACAUCCGUGGACCGUGCGACACCGAAUCUCUAAAAUCACUUUUAAAAUCCUUAGAGUCAGAAGAUAAAGAAAAUUUAGAACAGCUUGAAGAAAAUACGUAUAUAAAGGGAGCUGUAUUAACAGAGGAAGAAGAGGCCAAAAAACGUAAGAGGGAAAAGAAAAAGCUGUAUCUUAAGAGGAAGAAGCAGAGGAUGGAGUCGGGUGAAAUCGCAGGAUCACUGAAAAGCCAUACAGUUUAUGUAUCCGGACUUCCAAAGGACACAACUAUUUCUGAGGUCGCAGAGGUGUUUAAGAAGGCAGGACUUAUUAAAAUUGACCCACAUACAACCUUACCUAAAAUUAAGCUAUAUACUGACGAGAAAGGUGAACUAAAGUCUGACGGAACUGUCACUUUUGUAAACAAGGAGUCAAUUGACCUUGCAAUCAGAUACCUAGACAACUACCACUUUCGAGACAACUGUGUCAUUCACGUGGAACAAGCUAAAUUUGAACCUCGAUCUACUCAAAUCAAGCCUAUUCCACCUUCAAUUAAGUCUGAGCUCAGGAAGAAAUACCUUGCAGCAAAAUAUGAGGAAAAGAGACUCCAAGGGUGGUCUGACACUUUGGAUGACGGCACUGGUAGACGUAUCGUAAUUUCCAAGCCAAUGUUCUCCAUGGAGGAUGCAAUGAAAUACGAGGCUGGUGACGAGUUUUACGAGGAGCUUAAGGAGGAGAUUCUUUCUGAAAUUAAGAAGUACGUUGAAGUUGAAAAGGUCACUCCCAUUGCUCGCCACCCACAAGGGGUUGUUUGCAUAAAGUUUAAGAACUCUUCUGACGCUGAGGUUUUCAUUUCGAAAUUCAACGGCCGGAUGUUCGAUGGGAGAGAACUUGAGGUGUAUUUCUUUGAUGGGAAAACUGAUCUCCAAGCUCAGACAAUCCCAAGCAAUAAAAUUAAAAAACCAGUAGUGGAAACGAAGUUGAAGGAGGACGAAGAUGAUGAUGUAAAAUGUGAUUGGGUUGAGGAACAAAGCAGUGACGAGGAAUUUGAAAUUAGAACCGAGUAA
Molecule: messenger RNA, 1122 nt
Organism: Theileria annulata
Lineage: Eukaryota; Apicomplexa; Aconoidasida; Piroplasmida; Theileriidae
Product: RNA binding protein, putative
Exons: 11
Coding region: 1-1122 (373 amino acids)
Biological process (GO): mRNA splicing, via spliceosome
Cellular component (GO): U2-type spliceosomal complex; U2 snRNP
Molecular function (GO): RNA binding
Source: RefSeq, a predicted model, not a curated record